This is a messenger RNA of Dioscorea cayenensis subsp. rotundata (Guinea yam), 1725 nucleotides long. Its product is annotated as putative clathrin assembly protein At5g57200. Bases 1 to 1572 code for a protein of 523 amino acids. Gene Ontology annotation, biological process: clathrin coat assembly; clathrin-dependent endocytosis; vesicle budding from membrane. Gene Ontology annotation, cellular component: clathrin-coated pit; clathrin-coated vesicle. The record is from RefSeq and is a predicted model, not a curated record. Lineage: Eukaryota; Viridiplantae; Streptophyta; Magnoliopsida; Dioscoreales; Dioscoreaceae. Gene Ontology annotation, molecular function: clathrin heavy chain binding; phosphatidylinositol-4,5-bisphosphate binding; 1-phosphatidylinositol binding. The transcript has 15 exons.
AUGGGAUCGCUCCCGAGCUUCCGCAAGGCCUAUGGCGUCCUCAAGGACUCCACCAAGGUCGGCCUUGCCAAGGUCAACAGCGAUUUCAAGGCCUUGGAUGUUGCGAUUGUGAAGGCGACGAGCCAUGUCGAGCGCCCUCCUAGUGAGCGGCAUGUCAGAAAGAUUAUUGGGGCGAUUAUGAGUGGUCAGCCGCGGGCUGAUGUUGUUUACUGCAUACACGCUCUUGCUAGGAGAUUAGCGAAGACGCGCAACUGGAUUGUUGCACUCAAAACACUGAUAUUGAUUCACAGGAUAUUGAGAGAGUGUGGCUGUACUUUCAAAGAGGAGUUAAUAAGCUACUCCCAGAGGGAACCUGUCCUGCUAAUAUCCAAUUUCAAGGAUGAUUCCAGUCAAUAUGCUUCGGAUUGUUCCUCAUGGGUUCGAGCAUAUGGACUUUUCUUGUAUGAACGACUCGAGUGCUUUCAGGCUUUAAAAUAUGAUAUUGAAGCAGAGAGUUUGAGGAGAAAAUUAUGGGGCUCUGCCAAGGGGCUUUUUCAGAAACCAGUUCUAAAAUGUGAAGAAUUGAUUGAGCAGUUGCCUGCUCUGCAGCUGCUUCUGUCCCGGCUUGUGGGCUGUCAGCCUGAAGGAGCAGCUUUGGGCAAUUCUCUUAUACAAUAUGCUGUUGCUUUGGUUUUGAAGGAGAGCUUUAAGAUCUAUUGUGCGAUGAAUGAGGGUAUCAUUGACCUUGUCGAUAUGUUCUUUGAUAUGCCAAAACACAAUGCUGUUGCAGUCUAUAAUAUAUACAGAAGAGCGGGAGUGCUGGCACAAAAUCUUUCUAGUUUUUAUGACUUCUCUAAAUGCCUGGAGGUCGCUAGGACAUUUCAGUUUCCAAUUUUAAGAGAGCCACCUACAUCAUUUAUUGAAACAAUGGCAGAGUAUAUUAGAGAAGCUCCUCAAGCUGGUUAUCUCUUGCCAAGUGAACAGAGGCUUCUGUUAACAUACAAACAAGCAGAUGAUUCUCCUACUAAUGACAUGGACUCAAAUUCUGGAGACAAUAUAAUGGAACUUGAGGAGGUCGAAGAAGCAGCAAAGAUUACAAAUGUGGGAGACUUACUGCUAUUUGAUGAAGAAGAUUUUGUUGCUACUGAGCUAAAGGAAGGUGAUGAAUUGGCUUUAACGGUCAUUUCACAAGGAGAGGAUUGCAAAUCCUCUGAACAUCAUGGUCUGGUUGAAGGUGAAACUGAUCCAUCAGGAUGGGAAUUAUCACUAAUUACUGAUGCAAACAACAGUAGUUACUACUCCACCAAAAACAAAAUGGCUUCUGAGAUUGAUACAAGCUGGUUUGACAACUUAUACAAUGAAGAAGAGGCUAAGGGAUACCAAAACGGAGGAUCGAUUGCUGGUGAUAAGACAUACACCAAUCCAUUUGAGUCUCCUAAUCCAUUCUACACAUUCAACAGCAUUGCAUCUCAAAAUGAAGAAAUGCCAAUGACUAUCCAAACUUAUCAACCUUACCUUCCUGAACAUCCAACAAGAUCAAUUAAUCCUUUUGAUGAUGAAUUCUUUUUCAUCUCACAACAUAACAAUCUUUAGCAUUCUUCUGCAGAAAUCUCAGGCUCUGUAACUCAAUGCAAAUUCAUUCUUUCAUUUGUACAAAUUCUCUUUUUGUGCAGAAUCAACUUGUAUAGUUUCAUACUACUUGUUUUUCUCCCUUUGUUUUUUUUGGAUAAUCAUAACUGUAUAAAA